CCCGCCGGCUCCCUCUCCCCUCUUACCGGCUCCCUCCUUUCUUCUUCCUCCUCCUCGCUGCCGGAGACCCGGAGACCGGUCCUUCGGAUCCACCUCCGGUGCAUGGCCGGGGCGGGGCUUGCCGCGUCCGUGGCUGCUGCAACUUAUAUCCCUAGUAAUCAGGCUUGAAAUCAGCUUCUUUCUGAUGUGAUGUACCCACAGUUAUUAUAUACUCCCUCCGUUUCAAAAUAAGGGUCGUGGUAGGUAAUAUUUGCUUGGCACCAUGUACCUAUGUUUAAUUUCUUAUUAUAUCCACAGAUACACCUGAAGGACUCGGAAAUGGCUGACAACAUGCGCCAUGUUCCAAAAGAUUCAAUGAUGCAUGGUGAGGAUGGUACUGGACUCGCAUCCUCUUCAAAUCAAACGGAUGAUCUCGAAGACGUAAAGGGCAUUUUUACUCAACUUAAAAUAAGCCCGUCAGAGCCUGAUCCGGCGGCUUCAAAAGGUUUCACCUUCAGCGAGGUUAACUGCUGGCGACCAGCAAGCAGCAGGAAGUUAGUCUGCUGCAACUUCUCUUCCGACGGCAGGAUCUUGGCAAGUGCUGGACAUGAAAACAAGGCUGUAGUUUGGAACAUGGACACUUUCCAGACUCAUAAUUUACCAGAAGAGCAUGCUUACCUUAUCACCGAUGUCUGUUUCAGACCUAACUCUACACAGAUGGCAACAUCUGCUUUUGACAAAACAAUUAAGCUAUGGAAUGCUAGAGAUACUCGAUUCUCUCAUCAUACAUUCUCUGGGCAUAAAUAUCCAAUUGUGUCACUAGAUAUUCAUCCAAAGAAGACAGACCUUUUGUGUUCUUGUGAUAGGAAUGGUGAAAUCCGGUACUGGAACGUGACUCAGCUUACCUAUCUAGGUGCCAUGAAGGACGGUCCUCUCGUUCGUUUCCAACCUAGCACUGGACAAUUACUCGCAGCUACUACAGGAAAUGUUGUCUCUAUAUUUGACGUUGACACACAUACCAAAAAGUACACCUUGCAGGGCCAUAACAUAAGCGUGCAGUGGUUGUGCUGGGAUAACAGUGGGGAGUACCUGGCAUCUGUCAGUGAGGAUCAAGUUAAGGUUUGGUCAGUAUCAUCAGGAGAGUGCACUCAUGAGGUCAGCUCAAAUGGAAAUGCGUUCUAUUCUUGUGUGUUCCAUCCAAGUUAUACCAACCUCUUGGUGAUUGGAGGCUACCAGUCUUUGGAGCUAUGGGACAUGGUAAACAACCAAAUUAUGAUGGUACAAGCUCACGAAGGUAUAAUUGCCGCGUUGGCACAAUCACCGGUAACCGGGAUGGUGGCUUCCGCGAGCCACGACAAAUCUGUCAAGCUGUGGAAGUAAGAAUAAUAUGUGAGAGGAAGGAAGUGUAUUUAUCUCGAUAGGUGUGUGUAUGUGCGGAAAUUGGCAAUGGCUCCUAGGUGCAUAUGCACCCAUUGUCUAAAUACACAUUUUGAAAAGUUGAAAAAUUCCGAACAAAAAUCCCGUGUGUAUAUCCGGACAUUCUAUGUGCGUGUACAAAGUUUUCGGUGAAAAACAAGGUUUUUUGUGGCUUGUGUAAAAAAAGACAAAUUCUGAU
Triticum aestivum (bread wheat) is the source of this 1594-nucleotide messenger RNA. RefSeq names its product transcriptional corepressor LEUNIG_HOMOLOG-like. Lineage: Eukaryota; Viridiplantae; Streptophyta; Magnoliopsida; Poales; Poaceae. Bases 271 to 1359 code for a protein of 362 amino acids. The transcript is spliced from 8 exons. Gene Ontology annotation, molecular function: transcription corepressor activity; protein binding. The record is from RefSeq and is a predicted model, not a curated record.